This is a messenger RNA of Syzygium oleosum, 1866 nucleotides long. Its product is annotated as 2-oxoglutarate-dependent dioxygenase 19-like. The transcript has 4 exons. The record is from RefSeq and is a predicted model, not a curated record. NCBI's taxonomy places the organism in Eukaryota, Viridiplantae, Streptophyta, Magnoliopsida, Myrtales, Myrtaceae. Bases 60 to 1670 code for a protein of 536 amino acids.
UCUUUUCAUAAUUGAUACUGCAGAUUUCAUUGAGAGAGAGAGAGAGAGUUUCAUCUCAUAUGGCUACUGUUUGUCCAGUUGCUCCGCUCCACCAAGAAGCUAAUGCUUCUCGGCUCAAAAUACGAAGUGUUAAGACUCCAGCUGAAUCUUCCAAGCUCACUUCCAUCCCCUCCCACUGCGCCUCCACCACCUCCACUUCCGAUGAUCAAGCCGUUCAUCCUGACCACGAUGACUCCAUCCCCGUCAUCGACUUCUCUCUCCUAUCCUCAAGUAAUCCCGAUCAACGGUCUAAAGUCGUCUCGGAUCUUGCAAAGGCUUGUCAAGACUGGGGCUUCUUCAUGGUGAUCAACCAUGGAGUCCCCGAGAGCCAAAUGAAAGCGAUGGUAGACAUGCUGACAGGAUUCUUCGAUCUAACCGAGGAGGAGAAGAUGGAGUUCAAAGGGAAGCACGUGUUGGACCCCAUAAGAUGCGGGACGAGCUUCAAUGCUUCGGUCGACAAGGUGCUUUCCCGGAGAGAUUUUCUGAAGGUGAGGGUGCAUCCAAAGUUUCACUGCCCCACCAAACCAGAAGGCUUCAGUGAAGUUUUAACAGAAUACUCCGAGGUGGUCCGGAAAUUAGCUAGGGGACUGCUCAAGGGUAUUUCGGAAAGCCUAGGACUCGAACCGGGCUAUAUCGACGAGGCCAUGAACAUGGAUUCAAGCCUACAGAUAUUAGCGGCAAAUCUGUAUCCGCCGUGCCCGCAGCCAGAACUCACUAUGGGCGUGCCACCACAUGCAGACCACGGCCUGUUGACCAUCCUCAUGCAGAAUGGAAUUGGCGGCCUCCAAGUGCACCACGGCGGGAAGUGGGUCAAAAUAGAUCCCAUUCCGAACGCCUUUUUGGUCAACAUCGGUGAUCACCUAAAGAUUAUGAGCAAUGGGAAAUACAAGAGUGUUCUGCAUCGAGCUGUCACAAACGACAAGGCUACAAGGAUAUCGAUCGCUCUAUCUAAUGGGUCAUCGCCUGACACUGUCAUCACGCCAGUGGAGCAGCUGGUGGAUGGCAAGAACAACCGAGUCAUGCACAUCGGGAUGAAAUAUAAGGACUGCUUGGAACUUCAACAGAGCAGCGUACUCUAUGGGAAAUCAGGCCUCGAUGGGGUUAUUACGCAGCCUAAACUGUCGGAACUUCAACAUAGCAGCGUACUCUAUGGGAAAUCAGGCCUGGAUGGGGUUUUUACGCAGCCUAAACUGUCGGAACUUCAACAGAGCAGAGAACUCUAUGGGAAAUCGGGCCUAGAUGGGGUUUUUAUGCAACCUGAACUAUCGGAACUUCAACAGAGCAGAGAACUCUAUGGGAAAUCGGGCCUAGAUGGGGUUUUUAUGCAACCUGAACUAUCGGAACUUCAACAGAGCAGCGAACUCUAUGGGAAAUCGGGCCUGGAUGGGGUUUUUACGCAGCCUGAACUGUCGGAACUUCAACACAGCGGCGAACUCUAUGGGAAAUCGGGCCUGGAUGGGGGUUUUACGCAGCCUGAAUUGUCGGAACUUCAACAGAGCAGCGAACUCUAUGGGAAAUCGGGCCUGGAUGGGGUUUUAGUGCAGCCUGAACUAUCGGAACUUCAACAGAACAGCAUACUCUAUGGGAAAUCUGGCCUGGAUGGGGUUUUAGUGCAGCCUAAACUGUUAUAGUAAUGGACGUGCGAUCAUGUUCUGCUUCCAGACUGUUUGGACUUUUCAAAUUGCAACCUUAUGGAACAUUAAUAUUAUAUGAUUCCAGGUGCAAGAACCAUAUAGCACUGAUGUAUUUAAGCUGGUCCUUUCAGUUAUGUAUCUUCUUGACAGAAUAAAUGGAAGUAAGAACACCGUAAGUUUGUAGUUCUAUAAA